AUGGAAAACCCUGGUCAAUCUGAAGACCUACCCAAGGAACCCUCCUCACUCCUCCCAGCGGCUACCACCAGCAAGCCAAAAGAUCCCAUAACCUGCCACGUCCUCGACCUCGUCAGCGGCGUCCCUGCUCCGGGCCUUUCAGUCUCCCUCACCCUUCUCAAGCCAUUUGGUCCCUCGGCCGCCUUCAAGGCCCUCACCAACGCAGACGGUCGAAUUUCGAGCUGGGAAGCCCCAGACGGUCCAUCCUUAGCCGAGAUUUUCGAGAAUCUACAUGAGCAUCCGGAAGGCGGAAUGGUAUGGUCGUUGAAAUUUGAGACGGGAAAGUACUAUGGGAUGGGUAAUACCUUUUUCCCAGAAGUGGAGGUCAAAUUUUCGUUAUACUACAUAUCGAGGAAGCUGAGACAAUGGCUCGACCGCAAUGAGCAACGGAUAUUUUGGGACUAUCUGAGGAUCCAUUAA
Molecule: messenger RNA, 459 nt
Organism: Letharia lupina
Lineage: Eukaryota; Fungi; Ascomycota; Lecanoromycetes; Lecanorales; Parmeliaceae
Exons: 3
Coding region: 1-459 (152 amino acids)
Biological process (GO): purine nucleobase metabolic process
Source: RefSeq, a predicted model, not a curated record